AUGGACCAAGUUCAACAGCUGGUGUUGGAUCCGCUCAAGCCUUACCUGUUGCCCAUCACCACGAACCUGCCGGGGGCCCUCAACGACUUCAUCAUCAACCUCAUCGGCGCUCCCUGCCACAGUGGUCUUCUCCUUGAUCUCGAUUUCGCACCCCAUCCCGAAUGCGUGUCUCUUGCCAUCUCCAAAGCUCUUGGUAUCGGGAUCAUCACCGCGGCGUCCGUGGUCAAGGUGCCUCAGAUCAUCAAGCUGGUCAAGUCACAAUCCGCUGAGGGCCUCUCGUUCAGCAGCUAUCUCCUCGAAACCGCCAGCUUCGUCAUUUCCCUAGCCUAUAACAUCCGCAAUGGUAACCCAUUCAGCACCUACGGCGAGACCAGUCUGAUUGCCAUCCAAGAUGUGCUCAUCAGUGUGCUCAUCCUCGUCUACUCCAAUCGAACUGCACAGGCGGGUGCCUUCCUUGCUGCCGUCGGCAGCGCAGUCUACGCCCUCAUUGUCUCCGACACGCUCGUCACUGGCGCCCAGAUGACCAGUCUCCAAGCAGGCUCGGGCGUUCUCAGCAUCGCAAGCAAGCUGCCCCAGAUUUUGACUGUCUACAGCCAGGGUGGCACAGGUCAGCUGUCCGCCUUCGCCGUCUUCAACUACCUGUUUGGCAGUUUGACACGAAUCUAUACAACCCUGCAAGAGGUGGAUGACAAGCUUAUACUGUACGGCUUCGUCGCGGGCUUCUUCCUAAACGCUGUUCUCGCCUUGCAGAUGGUGUACUACUGGAAUAGUCCUACAACCGCUGGGCAUGGAAAGGAGAUUGCUGGAGCUUGGAAGAAGGGCCCCCAAGGUGUUGCACAGAAAGCCCCAGCCGCCUUGGCAACUGAGGAAAACAUCAAGAAGGCACCUGGAACCCCAGCUACCACCACCGCGAGACCAAAUAGCAGCAGUGGACGGAGAAGAGGUUAA
This is a messenger RNA of Exophiala bonariae, 948 nucleotides long. RefSeq lists its product as uncharacterized. Lineage: Eukaryota; Fungi; Ascomycota; Eurotiomycetes; Chaetothyriales; Herpotrichiellaceae. The record is from RefSeq and is a predicted model, not a curated record. The transcript has a single exon. The coding region runs from base 1 to 948 and encodes 315 amino acids.